AUGAUGAUAAGACAUAACAACAGCAAAAAGACAAAGAUUGGCAAGGAUUCAAACUCACUUCCUCCCGAUCUACUGAUAGAAAUCUUGACUAGAUUGCGUGUAAAAGCUGUGUCUAGGUUUUUCCUUGUUUCUAAGUCAUGGUCAACUAUCAUCAGCAGCCAAGUUUUCAUCAGAUCGUUCCCCUCUCAUUCGAUACAGCCACAACCACCACGUCUGCUCUAUGCUGUAAAUAGCAUAUAUAAACAAAGCGGAUACUACAAGUGCGAUGUUCAUUACGUCAAUGGCUUGAUAAGCUUUGGAUAUGGAGAGAAACAAAUCAUAACUCGCCCUAGUACAGGUAAGUCCAUAUACUUACCCAGAGUGAGAUCAAGAGAAAAAAUAAUUCGAAGUUUUUUCGGAUUUGAUCCAGUUGAAUCCCAAUAUAAAGUGCUAGCAGUGUGUAAGUCUGAAAAGGUGGGUGACUACCCCGAAGUUACUUCUUCUGAACAUAAAGUGUUUACAUUAAUGGGACGAGAAGGAAGAGUUGCACAAGCAUGGAGAAUGGUUAAGUGUAACACUAGUCCUCAUUGUCCUAUAACUAAUAGUGUGUGCAUCAAUGGGGUUAUGUAUUAUGUCUCUUCCACGGGCAAGAAAAGGAUGUCCGAAUGGUUCUUAAUGAGGUUUGAUGUUAGGACCGAGAAGUUGGAUCUCCUUCCUCAAUUAUCCUGGAUUCCAGACGGUUUUUAUCGUCUAUCUUUGAUAAACUACCAAGGAAAAGUAACAUUUGUCGUCCAAACUUAUCCCUCUAUUACUACAUUUGAUUUGUGGGUUAUGGAAGAUACUGUAGAAUGGUCGAAGAUUCGUCUCGACAUUCCUUGGACAAUGUCACAUAGCAUUGCUAGGGAAAUCUAA
Messenger RNA from Raphanus sativus (radish), 891 nucleotides. RefSeq names its product putative F-box protein At1g31000. NCBI's taxonomy places the organism in Eukaryota, Viridiplantae, Streptophyta, Magnoliopsida, Brassicales, Brassicaceae. Bases 1 to 891 code for a protein of 296 amino acids. Gene Ontology annotation, molecular function: protein binding. The record is from RefSeq and is a predicted model, not a curated record. The transcript is spliced from 3 exons.